GAAGGAACCGGAAAUUGCCUAGCCAGCCAGACUGAGGGGGCGGGCCUGGCCCUCUCCGGGUAUCUUGAUUGGGCGUCCUCCUGAACCGGGCAGCUGAUUGGUGGAUUCCCGAGGCGGCGGCGGCGGCGGCGGCGCGCACAACUGUUGUCAGUCGGGGAAGAUGGAGGAGCUGAGUCAAGCCCUGGCUGGUAGCUUCUCUGUGUCCCAAGAUCUGAACAGCACGGCCACCCCCCACCCCCGCCUGUCCCAGUACAAGUCCAAGUAUAGCUCUUUGGAACAGAGUGAGCGGCGGCGCCGGUUACUAGAGCUGCAGAAAUCCAAGCGGCUGGAUUAUGUGAACCAUGCCAGAAGGCUGGCUGAAGAUGACUGGACAGGGAUGGAAAGUGAGGACGAAGACACAAAAGAUGACACAGAAAUGGACAUUGACACUGGCAAGAAGUUACCAAAGCGCUAUGCUAAUCAGUUGAUGCUGUCUGAGUGGCUGAUCGAUGUCCCUUCAGAUUUGGGGCAAGAAUGGAUUUUGGUCGUAUGCCCUGUUGGAAAGAGGGCCCUGAUCGUCGCUUCCAGGGGCUCCACCAGUGCCUACACCAAGAGUGGCUACUGCGUCAACAGAUUUCCUUCUCUUCUGCCCGGAGGCAACAGACGAAACUCCACCACCGCCAAAGAUUACACCAUCCUAGAUUGCAUUUACAGCGAGGUGAGCCAGACCUACUAUGUCCUGGAUGUGAUGUGCUGGAGGGGACACCCUGUCUAUGACUGCCAGACUGAUUUCCGAUUCUACUGGAUGCAGUCAAAGCUACCAGAAGAAGAAGGAUUAGGAGAGAAAACCAAGCUCAAUCCUUUUAAAUUUGUGGGACUGAAGAAUUUCCCUUGUACUCCUGAGAGCCUAUGUAACGUGCUGGCUAUGGAUUUCCCUUUCGAGGUAGACGGACUCCUCUUCUAUCACAGGCAGACCCACUACAGCCCCGGAAGCACACCCUUGGUGGGCUGGCUGCGCCCCUACAUGGUAUCAGACAUCCUGGGCGUGGCUGUACCCGACGGCCCCCUGACCGUGAAGCCGGAGUAUGCAGGGCACCAGCUGCAGCAAAUCAUUGAGCACAAGAGAAGCCAAAAGGACCCGAGGGAGAAGCUCACACUCGAGGCGUUUGAGACUGGGCACUAUGAGCUGGAGCACCUGUCCACCCCCACACACCCUCCUCCCCAGGACCCCGGCCAGCCUGGAGGCUGCAUGGAAACCUAAGCAGGCAGCCUCCUGAGGAGUUGGGAACAGGCUCAGAGGGGUACCAGGGAGGACAGUGAUCACCACAGGUGACUUGGUUUUACUCCAGUAGCAACUAUUUCUCACCUAUCUUAAAAUGCUGAAUCAAAAAAUAAAAAAUAAAAUGCUGAGUCAGGCAGCUAGAGAGGUGGCAUUUGCAUGGGAUUGAACAGUUCCUACUGCAAUAAGUGUAUCUGAGAUCUGCAAUGUAAAUAUGUAUAAUUCUUAGAAGUUGUUAGCCAAACAUUGAUGGCUUACACCUUGGAAUCCCAGUGCUUGGGAGGCUGAGGCAGAAUGAUCACCAUCAGUUCAAGAUCAGCCUGGACUAUGCAGUGAAACCCUGUCCCCAAAAAACAAAAAAUAAAACAACCACAACAAAAAGAACAAAAACAGAAA
Molecule: messenger RNA, 1654 nt
Organism: Cavia porcellus (domestic guinea pig)
Lineage: Eukaryota; Metazoa; Chordata; Mammalia; Rodentia; Caviidae
Gene: Snupn
Product: snurportin 1
Exons: 9
Coding region: 161-1240 (359 amino acids)
Biological process (GO): snRNA import into nucleus; protein import into nucleus
Cellular component (GO): nucleus; cytoplasm
Molecular function (GO): nuclear import signal receptor activity; protein binding
Source: RefSeq, a predicted model, not a curated record